AAUAGGCCAUGGCUGGCAGGGACUUAGGAUGGGACAUUUUUAGAGUGAGAAAGUCAGUGGAGAAGAAUCCAGGAGAGGGGACAAAUGGAGCCAAGCCCCUGACUGGCUGAGGGCUGGGCCCAAAAGACAAGAUGGUGUGGGGUUGACUGUCUGCCUAGGGUUUGGCUAGGUGUGUAAGGCUCUAGAAGGAGCUGGUACAGUCAUCCACUCAUCGACAUUAACUGAUGACUACUCUGUGCCAGACAGUGCCUAGAGGAGGAGAUUGAGUGCUGAAUACACUCCUUUACCCUAUUCCUGAGGAGACCAGAGUGUGGAGGCAGAGGGGACGUAAGACAGAGCCUGGUCUUCCCUCUCCUGGAGGACUCAAUGCUCUUGAGCAACCCUGCCUAUGACACUCCCCAUGGGCCCCAGGAGAGGCCAAGACGUUGUCAGGGAGAUGGAGAAACCAUUUCUUCACCUUCCACAGGAGGCCUCCCGCUCCCACUGCCCAGCAAUCCCGUGAGGCAACAGCAGGGGCUGAGGCAAGUCCAGCUCACAGCCGGGGAGGAGAUCAGGGAUGGGGCAGGUCAGGAAGACGCGUGGUUGGGCCAUUGCAUCAGGCCCAGGAGGGGCAUAAAGGAGGGUCCUGUGUGCUGGGAGGAGGCCGACUUGGGGACCAUGGAGACUCAGAGGGCCAGCCUCGCCCUGGGGCGGUGGUCACUGUGGCUACCGCUGCUGGGACUAGUGGUGCCCUCGGCCAGCGCCCAGGCCCUCAGCUACAGGGAAGCUGUGCUUCAUGCUGUGGAUCGUCUCAACGAGCGGUCCUCAGAAGCUAAUCUCUACCGCCUCCUGGAGCUGGACCCGCCUCCCAAGGCCGAUGAGAACCUGGACACCCCAAAGCCUGUGAGCUUCACGGUGAAGGAGACCGUGUGCCCCAGGACAACCCAGCAGCCCCCGGAGCAGUGUGACUUCAAGGAGAAUGGGCUGGUGAAAGAGUGUGUGGGGACAGUCACCCUGGCUCAGAUCAGGGACAACUUCGAUAUCACUUGCACUGUGGUGAGUGGCCCGUUCUGUGUUGUGGAGCUAAUAACAGGGUGCGUUGAGGAACAUCCUUUGGACCAAAUACCCACUGCCCCUUCCAGGGCAGAGAAAGGCCCUCCUACCUGGCCCCUCUCUCACCCGAGCCCCAGGCCUCCAGGACUGGCUCUGCCAUCCCUUAGAGCAGUGGUUCUCUAAGUGGGGUCCCACCCGGGAACUUGACAGAAAGGCAGAUUCCCAGGCCACACUCAGACCUCCUGAAUCAGACUCUGGGCUGGGGCCCAGCCAUUUGUAUUUUCACGAGGCCUCCAGGGGAUUCCGACUGUGCUGAAUUCUGAGAGGCACUGACUAGAGUAAUGUGCUUUCAGCCCCUACUCCCGUCUAGCUUUGCUGGGAUGGGCUUGUGACCCUGGGAAACCCCUUGCCAUCUGUGGACCCCAGUUUCCUCAUCUGUCUGUGGAUGUAGGGUUUCAACCACAUGCUCCAAAGGUCACAGCCAGAAAGUGAACUGGGGCCCAAAGUCUCCUGAAGUCACCCAGUUAGUGGGGAUGUCCACAUGGGGAGGAUUCUGGUCUUACCCUGGGCCCAUUUUCCAUAGUAACUUGUUUCUUCCUGUUGCAUAGCCCCAGAGUGUCAGAGGACUGAGAAGCCUGGGUAGGAAGAUACUAAGAGGUUGGAAGAAGUAUGGCCCAAUUAUCGUCCCAAUAAUCAGAUUAAUUGGGUGAAUUGUGAGCCCAGGGAAAAGACCUAAGGGUCUGC
Lagenorhynchus albirostris (white-beaked dolphin) is the source of this 1776-nucleotide messenger RNA. Its product is annotated as cathelicidin-5-like. Gene Ontology annotation, biological process: antimicrobial humoral immune response mediated by antimicrobial peptide; innate immune response; defense response to Gram-negative bacterium. The transcript has 3 exons. Gene Ontology annotation, molecular function: lipopolysaccharide binding. NCBI's taxonomy places the organism in Eukaryota, Metazoa, Chordata, Mammalia, Artiodactyla, Delphinidae. The coding region runs from base 367 to 1215 and encodes 282 amino acids. Gene Ontology annotation, cellular component: extracellular region. The record is from RefSeq and is a predicted model, not a curated record.